AUGGAACCGCUAUCAAAGAAGUCGAAAAAUGACAACUACGUUCGCUAUGAGGGACACAGGAAGACUAUAUAUGGUGUUGCUUUUAAUCCCUACCUCGAGGAGGAUCCGCUUUUCGCCACUGUUGCCGAGAAUCGAAAAGACGAAGCAUUUUUUGCGGUUUGCUGGGCAUAUGAUGUUGAUAAUCAAUUGCAUCUUGUGGUUUUUGCUGGAAAUCGCGGAAUAAUACGAGUGCUCGGAGCUCUUACCGGAGAGCUACGCAAUACACUGGUUGGGCACGGUGAUGCCGUGAAUGAUCUGCAAGUGUGCCCGAACGAUGGGCUGAUUAUUGCUUCGGCUAGCAAAGAUUUCACUGCACGAAUAUGGAAUAUCCAUAAUAGCGCAUGCCUGGCAAUUCUCGGGGGAGUGGAGGGCCAUCUCGAUCAAGAUUUCGAUGCUAGCAGCCAGUACCUGGCAACGGCGAGUAUGGACCAUUCUGUUAAAUUAUGGUACAUUGGAAAAGGAAGUGGUGUCGACCGACUGAUUGAGCAGUCCAAAGCUGAUCUUAAACUGGUUGAUCAGCCUGUCGAAAUACAUUAUCCGCGUUGUAGUACUCGUGACGUGCAUACGAACUACGUCGACUGCGUUCGCAUUUUUCACAGACUCAUAUUUUCCAAGGUGAAGCUUUCUGCUCUCCGUAAAUCAGUUUUCCAUGAUAUGUGA
Molecule: messenger RNA, 699 nt
Organism: Gongylonema pulchrum
Lineage: Eukaryota; Metazoa; Nematoda; Chromadorea; Rhabditida; Gongylonematidae
Source: the annotation of a GenBank genome assembly